AUGGAGGAUCCGGCCUUAGAGUUGUGCGCUGGGGAAAUGAUCUUGUACUACAAUGCACGGUUCCUGCCAAUCUUUAAUUUGCCAUCACAUGUUUCGGGCGCCUCCCGUGAACCGUUCUUGCAGUUUAACGGCAUGAAGGCCAAGGUGAUGUACGCAUGCCUGCAACUUACCUUGGAUGAGGAGCACCGGCAGAUCCGUGCGGGAUUUCCCCGCCUCUCAGCCGCACUGGAAGUGGCCCGUGCCAUUGGCAAGUUGAGCGCGCUCAGAGCGGCUCGAAGUGCAGCAGCUGGAGGGGGACCGGGUGCUGGACCAGGGCUGGUGGCGGCGGGCCGCAGCAUGGCGGCGGCGGCGGAAGCCGCGGCGGCCGCUGCACCGGCGGCGGCGCUUCAGGCCCAUUGUCGGUCCGUGGUCGAACAGCUAGAUGCGAAGGUGUGCGAGGAAAUGCUGGCGGCGGGGGGAGCUCAGCUGCCUCGGCCGGCUAAGCGGCCACGGACAGCCUCUCCACCCCAAUCAUCCGGCCCCACCCCGGCCGCCCCUGGCCCCGCGUCCACCUCCUUCACUGUAACCGGACUGCCCAAGCCCCUGGAAACCGCCGCUCAGCUCCUUGGUGUGCUGCUGCGGAUACGUGCGCUGGACGGCUCAGCAGGCAGCAUGGCCGGGGGUGCGGCCCCAGCCCUGGGUGGCAUGAAGAUACAUGUACUGGACGAUAGCGGGAAUCCCCUGAGCCUGCCAUCGACUCUGACGGCCACCCUCAUGGCUGCGGCACAGGGCCAGGCGCCUGGAGCCAAGGCUGGGUCUGCACCCGGGGCAGCUGGUGGGGGGGGCCAAGCAAGGUUGGACGGGGCGUUGUUGGCAGCGAGCGCAGCGCGGCUGUGCAACGCCACGCAGGUGCGAAUGCUGCUCCCCGGCGUGCUUGUGGCCAAUGUGUUGCUGGAGGGCCCGGGCAACCCCGCCCCGCUGCGAGUGGCGGUGGACUGCGCGGACAAGGCCUUCGAGCUGGACCCAUGGGCCACUCCCACCACCCAGGUCUUCCGGCGCGUCAGUUCCCUGGCCACGCGCGUCCUCACCUACUACAAUAAGCGUGCCUCGCUGUCAGCGGCGCACCGGACCUUCACAUCUACAUCACUCAAUGCUGCUGCUCCCGCACCUGCCGCCGCCACGGCGGCCGUGGGGUUGCCUGCCGGAGCUGCGACGACCGGCGUCGCUGCGCUGCUGCCGCCUGAGCCCACCAGCCCUGGUGCAGCGGCACUGGAGGACUUCCUGUUGUGGCUUCUGAGUUGUCGGGACGUGUUCUCUAAGCGCUGUGCCGCUACCGGGCGCCUGAUGGCCUGGGACCCCUCCGUGCAGUACCCCGUGCCGCCCAUCUUCCGGGUGUUCAACCCUUGCCUGGUCGGUGCCUUGUCGACCCCUAGGCUGCCGCGCGAGGAGCUGCGGCUUCGUGCUGUGGACCUGUCCCGUGUGCCGGCCUACCACAUGCAUGUGGCACCCGUGGAGCAACUGGGCUGGGCGGAGGAUGUGCCUGCGGAGGCAGUGGAGGAACUGGGCAGCAGCGCCGCCAUCAUGGAAGUCACCUGCAGUGCCCCGGGG
Messenger RNA from Volvox carteri f. nagariensis, 1587 nucleotides. RefSeq lists its product as uncharacterized. The transcript is spliced from 8 exons. The annotation marks the transcript as partial. Lineage: Eukaryota; Viridiplantae; Chlorophyta; Chlorophyceae; Chlamydomonadales; Volvocaceae. The record is from RefSeq and is a predicted model, not a curated record.